CAUCCAAGAGUUGUCAUCACAGCAUCCGCGUGAUCGACCAGUCGGUCGUUUUCUCGGCUGUGGUUGCACGCAUGGCGACCUUCACUGGACGUACCAGUCUCCUGGCCACGCUCGUCGUCGUCGUCUCCGCGGUGAUCAUGGCCUGCUCCGUCGACGUCUGCCAUGGCGCCCGCGAGGGAGCAUUUUCCCGUCCUGAUCCAGCGCCAGCUGAUCACCGUCCCAAAGACGACGACGUCUACGUUCCCGGUGGCGGUGGUGAGGGCGGCUACGGGCCUCGGGGACCCUGCUACGAUCCCCUGAUCCCCGGCCACGGCGGUGGCCUAAUACCCAUCAGGCCUGAUCUCCCCGCCCCCGGCUAUGGACGCGGACGCUAUCCCUGCUUCCGACCUCUCCCCUACCAUCCCACGCCGCCGCUGCCGCCACCGCAGAAUGGGGACACCCCGCCGCCGUGAUCGAGCAUGGCCGGCCGCCGCGACGACGACCUCACGCGACCCAAUGCACCCUAUAAGCUACCCCUCCAUCCCAAAAAGAGUUCAAUUGUAACUAUGAAUCUGAACACACAUGUGUCGAGGUUCGUAGUUAGAAAUUGGCUUUGUAUGGGACGGAAUAGUAUACGCGUAUACGUAUGUAUGUAUCUAUAUAUGUCGAGGGCACGUAUGUACGUACGUACGUAUAUACGUUGAUCUCUCGCAGGUACUAGAACGUAUACUUGUUACUAGCUAUAUGGAUCAUAUAUACCGUUCUUCCGUCUUCCAUGUGCUAGUGUUCAUUAGCAGGAAUAAAACGGAUAGGUGGGUGCGUGAGUGUGUGUGACUGGUUUCAAACAAAUAAAGUGCCGCUGUGUUAAUUGUCGAUA
Messenger RNA from Oryza sativa Japonica Group (Japanese rice), 856 nucleotides. RefSeq lists its product as uncharacterized. The record is from RefSeq and is a predicted model, not a curated record. NCBI's taxonomy places the organism in Eukaryota, Viridiplantae, Streptophyta, Magnoliopsida, Poales, Poaceae.